Molecule: messenger RNA, 505 nt
Organism: Telopea speciosissima
Lineage: Eukaryota; Viridiplantae; Streptophyta; Magnoliopsida; Proteales; Proteaceae
Product: ATP synthase subunit epsilon, mitochondrial-like
Exons: 2
Coding region: 118-342 (74 amino acids)
Biological process (GO): proton motive force-driven mitochondrial ATP synthesis
Cellular component (GO): mitochondrial inner membrane
Molecular function (GO): proton-transporting ATP synthase activity, rotational mechanism
Source: RefSeq, a predicted model, not a curated record
UUCGCCAGGAUCGGGUAAAGCUAGUAAAGUGUGGGUAAAUCGGGGAAAAUUGCGAUCCUAGUUAGACUUCAGUCGGAGUAAGUGCCAAGUACAGAGGUAGGAAGAAAGAGGAGAUCCAUGGCGUCGGCGGCAGGUUCGACCGCGGCCGUUCCCUUUUGGAGGGCAGCGGGCAUGACUUAUAUCAGCUAUUCCAACAUCUGCGCGUCUCUGGUUCGGAAUUGCCUCAAGGAGCCUCACAGGAGCGAAGCCUUAAAUCGCGAGAAAGUUCACUUCGCCGUCUCCAAGUGGGCUGACGGCAAAGCUCUGAAACCCACAAUGCGGUCGGAUACGCCUGAAGAGUGAAAGGAAGGGAGUGGCACUCGUCUUACAGGCAUUGGAAUAAUGUUUUACUGUUUUGUUGGAGUGAUAGUUUUACUUUCUGGGAACUUAAAAGACAACUCACGUUUUGGGUUUGGAAGUACAAUGCACUUGCAAUAAGAUAAUUUCUGUUAGUCGCACUUUUGAA